Messenger RNA from Orbicella faveolata, 1712 nucleotides. RefSeq names its product polyadenylate-binding protein 2-B-like. Lineage: Eukaryota; Metazoa; Cnidaria; Anthozoa; Scleractinia; Merulinidae. The record is from RefSeq and is a predicted model, not a curated record. Gene Ontology annotation, molecular function: poly(A) binding. Gene Ontology annotation, cellular component: nucleus.
AGUAUCGGUCGCCAUCUUAAAAAUUUGGAUGCGGAAGCGUGGGGAAACGAUACUCGUAUACGUAGUGUACACAAUCUGCUUCCAUCGUCUUUUAAUCACCAUCUUAACUAUUCGAAACGCUACCUUUUUCUUUUGCAAGUAUUUUUAUAGUUCUUUAGCUAGGUAUUCUUUUUACAAAUGGCUGAUUUGGACGAAAGUGCCCAAGAUAGCUUGUUGGACGCGGCUUUACACGCGACAAAGGAUGACGAUGUUGUCUUAGGAGAUAUUUCUGGUGUGGAUCCAGCUGUAGAUGACUCCCUAGAAGAUCCGGAACUUGAAGCCAUUAAAGCAAGAGUAAAAGAAAUGGAAGAAGAAGCAGAAAAAUUGAAAGAAAUGCAGAAGCAAGUUGAAGAAACUAUCAUGAGUCCACCAGCAAGUCAACCAGCAUUCCCGAAAACUCCGGAAGAAAAAGGAGAAAUUGAUGCAAGAUCAGUUUAUGUUGGCAAUGUUGAUUAUUCUGCCACAGCAGAAGAAUUAGAACAGCACUUUCAUGGUUGUGGAGCUGUUAACAGAGUUACAAUUCUUUGCGACAAAUUUACUGGACAUCCUAAAGGAUUUGCAUAUAUUGAAUUUACUGACAAGGACAGUGUUGAAACUGCUGUGACUAUGGAUGAUUCGCUGUUUAAAGGAAGACAGAUAAAGGUCAACCCGAAAAGAACAAAUCGACCAGGUAUCAGCACAACAGACAGAGGAAGAGGAAGGGGCAGAGGUCGUGGCUUUAGAGGUGGCUUCUACAACCCUUAUGGCAGCUACAUGCCCAGACCACGUGGUAGAGCAAUGUUCAGGUCAGAGCUGCUUGUUGUAGAGAGUCUAUGAGAGCAUGAUAUGAGAAUGUUGGAAUUUUCCUCACUGAUCACUUGUACCUUACAUACAUGUACCUCUGGCUAGAGAGAGGCACAAAGUUGUGUUUUGCCCAAAAACCCAGCGCAAUGGCCCUGGAGAGUACUUUCACCUGCAUUGCUUAGUUUAACACGAACCACUUGGAAAGUUAAGCUGCUCAAAAUUAAUAAUUAUUAUCUCUAAGUAGUGUAACACAGCCUUGACACAUGAUGUCUUCUCUUUUUUUCAGGGGCCGUGCAAGGGGGGCAUACUGGUAUUCUCCAUAUUGAUGACUGCAAGAAAUCAUCGUUCACCCUAAAAUUAGCAGCAUAUAUUGUUUUUGCUUUUUCAGUUUCUUAGCAUUUCUAUCCUAUGCAUAUUUUUAACAGAGGUCAGUUAUUUUUGUCUUCACAGGUUUCUUGGCUAUUCUCAAGGGACCGCACAGUGAAGCUUAUGGGUUUUCAAACAAAUGUGUUGCUCUGCCACUUUCACUGUGGAUUUAUAAACCAGAGUAGGUAUAGUGACUUGGACAAGCUUUGACUGAAGGGACUGACAGUGCAAGAAAAAGAUGUAAAAAGAAUAAAAGAAAGAAAAGAAUCUAAGAAAGGAAGGAAAGAAAAAAAACAUUAAAAAAAGAAAAAAAAUCUUGUGGAAUGUUGCAGACUGAAGUAAAUGAGAAAAGGUACUGCACGUGGAGAGAUGAGAGAUUGUGUCUUGAGAGAAAAAAAAGACAGAUACAGUUACUUGAAUGUAUGUUUUAGUUGAAAUUUGUACUAAAUGCAUUAAACUAAAAUGCAUUCCCUUUUAAUAUCCAGCUUUGAAAAAAACAUCAAUAAAGAUUUUGUAAAAAUGCA